AGUCUGAAAGUACAGCGGAAGUUGUAGUCAUAGUGCGCCGCUGCGUUAAAGUUGUCAGUCUUUUUGGCAGCUUGUUUCGCAACCCUAAUGCAUGGACAGCUAUGAAGACGAUGAAGUUGAUCAUCCUCGAUGACUAUAACCAGGCAAGCGAGUGGGCUGCCAAGUACAUUAGAAAUAAGAUUUUAUUGUUCGGACCCGGCCCGGACAGAUAUUUCACCCUGGGGCUGCCCACAGGAGGCACACCCCUGGGCUGCUACCAGAAACUCAUCGAGUAUUACAAGAAUGGAGAGAUCUCAUUCAAGUAUGUCAAAACCUUCAACAUGGAUGAAUAUGCAGGACUUCCCAGAGAUCACCCACAGAGCUACCACUCCUACAUGUGGAAUAACUUCUUCAAGCACAUCGACAUAAAACCAGAGAAUACCCACAUCCUCGAUGGCAACGCUGCCGACCUGCAAGCAGAGUGCGACGCUUUUGAGGAAAAGAUCACAGCUGCUGGGGGGAUCGAGCUCUUUGUCGGAGGUAUUGGACCAGAUGGCCACAUUGCCUUCAAUGAGCCUGGUUCAAGCCUGGUUUCCAGGACUAGGUUGAAGACCCUGGCAAACGACACCCUCAUAGCUAACUCCCGAUUCUUUGAGGAAGAUGCCUCAGAGGUGCCAACCGUAGCACUGACUGUGGGAGUGGGCACUGUCAUGGACGCAAGAGAGGUCAUGAUUCUCAUCACCGGAGUACACAAGGCAUUUGCUUUGUACAAAGCCAUAGAGGAGGGCGUGAAUCACAUGUGGACAGUGUCUGCAUUCCAGCAGCACCCGCGGACUGUUUUCAUAUGUGAUGAAGACGCCACCAUGGAACUGCGGGUCAAAACUGUGAAGUACUUCAAAGGCAUGAUGCCUUUUCACAACAAGCUGGUGGAGACACUUCCCGCAGAACUACGGAAGAAGUGAGAAGAUCUUUUUCAAAUUUUGUGGAUUCACAAGGCAUUUUUCACAACUUCUUAAUCUUCUCGUGGAAAUACACUGGUGGACAUCAAGCAUUGCUUGCUGUUAACCUCAGUUAAUUCUUAUAGUAAUCAUCGGGUGCUGAUAUUGCAAACACUGUUUUUCAGAUGAUUGUUAAUACAGUUUUGCUUCUCAUUUGUUUUAUUUGAAUAAAGUGUGUUUCAUUCUCA
This is a messenger RNA of Chelmon rostratus (copperband butterflyfish), 1165 nucleotides long. It is a transcript of the gene gnpda1, whose product is annotated as glucosamine-6-phosphate deaminase 1. Gene Ontology annotation, molecular function: identical protein binding; glucosamine-6-phosphate deaminase activity. Gene Ontology annotation, biological process: N-acetylneuraminate catabolic process; carbohydrate metabolic process; N-acetylglucosamine catabolic process. The transcript has 7 exons. Gene Ontology annotation, cellular component: cytoplasm. Lineage: Eukaryota; Metazoa; Chordata; Actinopteri; Chaetodontiformes; Chaetodontidae. Bases 102 to 941 code for a protein of 279 amino acids. The record is from RefSeq and is a predicted model, not a curated record.